AAAAAAAUGGGGGUGGGGCUCACUGCAUGCAAUCUGCUAGUGAGAGCAAUGGCUACCAACAAAGGAAGAUUGCUGCUAGCUACUGGGAUCGCCUUAAUUUUUGCUACUAGUUUGGCUAAUGGCCAAACAUGUACUCAAGGGGAUAUUAGACUGGUGGGAGGAGCCUCAGAAAUGCAGGGUCGUGUGGAGGUGUGCAACAACGGAGCUUGGGGUACGGUCUGUGAUGACGCCUUUGGAGAUUCUGAUGCACAAGUGGCUUGUAGGCAGCUGGGAUAUUUAAGUGGAGGUGCCACUGCUCAGUGUUGUGCUGCCUAUGGACAAGGGACUGGGAGCAUCUUGCUAGACCAAGUAGGAUGCACGGGAACAGAGGCCUCCCUGUUUAACUGCCCAGCAAAUCCAAUUGGCAGUCACGACUGUAGUCACGGAGAAGAUGUUGGAAUAACUUGCGCUUCUGUAGCUGUGUGUACUCAAGGAGACGUCAGAUUGGUGGGCGGAGCCUCAGAAAUGGAGGGUCGUGUGGAAGUGUGCAACAAUGGAGCUUGGGGUACAGUCUGUGACGAUGGCUGGUCUACAGUGGAUGCAAGUGUGGUGUGUGCGCAGCUGGGAUUCAGUCCAGCCUCCAGUGCUCCUUGCUGUGCAGCCUAUGGACAAGGAACUGGACCCAUUACCCUUGAUAAUGUUGCCUGCACUGGUACCGAGACAAGUCUUCUUGACUGUUCUCAUAAUGGACUCAACAUUCACAACUGCGCUCACUCAGAGGAUGCUGGUGUUGUUUGUGGAGCUGUUGUUACUCUGGCUCCGUGCACUCAGGGAGAGAUUCGUCUCAUUGGAGGAUCUAGUGAUUUUCAGGGACGUGUGGAGGUGUGCAACAAUGGAGCAUGGGGUACUGUCUGUGAUGAUAGCUUUGGAACAAAUGAUGCUCAAGUAGCUUGCAGGCAACUGGGAUUCAAUACAGAAGGUGCCACUGCUGAGUGCUGUGCUACCUAUGGACAAGGAACUGGGAACAUUUUGCUUGAUGAUGUAGCUUGUGCUGGAACUGAGGCCUCCCUAUUUGAUUGUGGAAAUGCUGGUAUCGGCACCCACAAUUGUGCUCAUGGUGAAGAUGUUGGAAUUACCUGCAGCUCGUUAACGUGUGUUGAGCAAGAUGUGAGACUGGUGGGGGGAAGUACCCAGCUGGAGGGUCGUGUGGAGGUGUGCAACGGAGGAGCAUGGGGCACAGUCUGCGAUGAUUUCUGGGGCACCACUGAUGGAAAUGUAGUGUGUGCACAGCUUGGAUUUGGAACUGCGUCCGAUGCUCCAUGCUGUGCAAACUUUGGACAAGGAACAGGAGCCAUCGUUCUUGACGACGUUGGCUGUACUGGCACUGAGACAAACUUGUUUGACUGUCCUAACAUUGGAAUCAACGUGCACAACUGUGCUCACUCUGAGGAUGCCGGAGUGGUUUGUACAGGAACUUCAACGACAUGCUCUGAUGGAGAAAUUCGACUUGUUGGAGGAUCAAACUCACUCCAGGGACGUGUGGAGGUAUGCAACAAUGGAGCUUGGGGAACUGUCUGUGAUGACAGUUUUGGAAACUCAGAUGCUCAAGUUGCUUGCAGACAGCUGGGGUAUAGUAGUACAGGUGCCACUGCACAAUGCUGUGCUGCCUAUGGACAAGGAACUGGUAGCAUUGUGCUGGACGACCUAGCUUGUACUGGAACUGAGACCUCCUUGUUUAGCUGUUCCCAUGGUGGUCUUAAUAGCCACAACUGUGCCCAUAGCGAAGAUGUUGGAGUUAUUUGUGCUUCCGCAACCUGUGAUCACGGCCUCGCGCGACUGGUGAAUGGUGCUAAUGCAAUGGAGGGCCGAGUGGAGGUAUGCAACAAUGGAACAUGGGGCACUGUCUGUGAUGACUUAUGGGACCUUAACGAUGCUAGUGUUGCGUGUGCUCAACUCGGAUAUGGGCCAGCCACCAGUGCUCCAUCGUUUGCUGCAUUUGGUCAAGGAACUGGAAGUAUCGUCCUCGAUAACCUUGGAUGUGUCGGUACUGAGGCCUCUCUGUUUGACUGUCCUAGCAAUGGAAUUGGUAACCAUAACUGUGCUCACUCUGAAGAUGCUUCUGCCAUUUGUGGAGAUGUCCCACCUGAGUGCACAGAUGGAGAUAUUCAAUUGGUGGGGGGAGCAGACAUGUCAAUGGGUCGUGUGGAAGUGUGCAGUGGUGGGAUGUGGGGGACUGUCUGUGAUGACAGCUUUGCAGAUAUCGAUGCUCAAGUGGCUUGCAGGCAACUGGGAUACAGUGGGGAAGGUGCCACUGCACAGUGCUGUGCUGCCUAUGGACAAGGAACUGGUACCAUAGUGUUGGAUGACCUAGCUUGUGCCGGAACUGAGACCUCCCUGUUUAGCUGUACUCACACUACCUCACACAACUGUGCCCACAGUGAAGAUGUUGGAAUCACCUGUCAAGUUGGGUGCACUCAAGGGUCUAUUCGAUUGGCAAACGGCCCCUCGGACAUGGAGGGUCGUGUGGAGGUGUGCAACAGUGGAAGUUGGGGCACUGUCUGUGACGAUAGCUUUGGUGCACCUGAUGCAAAUAUCGCUUGCAGGCAGCUCGGCUUUUCUAACACUGGUGCUACUUUCAGCUGUUGUGCUGCCUAUGGACAAGGAACUGGAGAUAUUAUUUUGGAUGACCUAGUUUGUACUGGAACCGAGACAUCCCUGUUUGAAUGUGGAAAUGCUGGUAUCGGCACUCACAACUGUGCUCAUAGUGAGGACAUUGGAAUUCUGUGCGAGGCAUUGGUUGGUGAGUGCAUCAAUGGAGAUAUUCGUCUUGUUGGCGGCACUACAAUGUAUGAGGGUCGUGUCGAGGUGUGCAACAACAAUGCCUGGGGCACAGUCUGUGAUGAUCUAUGGGACACAACAGAUGGAAGCGUGGUGUGUGCACAGCUUGGAUAUGGCACAGCUACCAGUGCUCCACAAAGGGCUGCAUUCGGACAAGGAACUGGGAGUAUCGUUCUUGACAACGUUGCCUGUACUGGCACUGAGACCAACUUGUUUGACUGUCCUAACAAUGGAAUCGGUAUCCAUAACUGUGCUCACUCUGAGGAUGCUGGAGUGGUUUGCUCAGGUCCAGCACCAGAUUGCACUGAUGGAGACGUAAGACUAGUGGGUGGAGGUACCAUCUUUGAGGGUCGUGUGGAGGUGUGCAAUAAUGGAGCAUGGGGCACUGUCUGUGAUGACCUCUGGGAUACCACUGAUGGAAAUGUAGUGUGUACACAACUUGGUUUUGGAACAGCCUCUUCUGCUCCGUGUUGUGCUGCCUAUGGACAGGGAACUGGUGACAUCUUGUUAGACAAUGUACAAUGCAGCGGAAGUGAGUCACGCCUUCUUGACUGUACUCAUAAUGGGCUGGCCAUCCAUAACUGUGCCCACAGCGAGGACGCUGGGGUUGUUUGCUCAGUUUGUACAAAUGGCGAUGUACGUCUGGUGGGUGGUAGCACUGACUAUGAGGGUCGAGUAGAGGUGUGCGAUCAGAAUGCCUGGGGCACAGUUUGUGAUGACCUCUGGGACACCACUGAUGGGAAUGUAGUGUGUGCACAACUUGGUUUCGGAAUGGCCACUGCUGCUCAGUGCUGCGCUAACUUUGGCCAGGGAACUGGAAGCAUCUUGCUCGACAAUGUGGGCUGUAUUGGUACUGAGAUGAGUAUUCUCGACUGUCCCAGUAAUGGAGUGGGCAUUCACAACUGUGCUCACUCUGAGGAUGCUGGAGUGACUUGUCAAGUCUGCUCUAGUGGAUCUAUUCGUUUGGUUGGUGGGACAGACCCUAUGCAAGGUCGUGUGGAACUGUGCUUCAACAAUGCCUGGGGCACUGUCUGUGAUGACUUGUGGGACAUCAAUGAUGGAAACGUUGCCUGUCGACAACUCGGCUACGGAAUGGCCACUCAAGCUCUCUCGAAUGCAUUCUUUGGACAAGGAACUGGACCUAUUGUUCUUGAUGAUCUCCAAUGUGUUGGCACCGAGGUUUCACUCUUUAACUGUGCUCAUAGUGGAGUGAACAUCAACAACUGUGUACAUGCUGAGGAUGCUGGAGUGAUCUGUGAAGAUGUUUGCACUGAUGGUGCAUUGAGACUCCAAGAUGGAGAGUAUAACAGUGGUCGUGUGGAGGUGUGUAAUGGUGGAGUAUGGGGCACUGUCUGUGAUGACUCCUGGGAUCUCACUGAUGCCACUGUUGCCUGUAGACAGCUCGACUUCCCAGCAGCCACUUCUUCUCAGUGUUGUGCUACCUAUGGACAAGGAACUGGCUCCAUCUUACUAGACAACCUGCUUUGUACUGGAAGUGAAACACGUCUCAUUGACUGUCCCCAUAACGGAUUGAACAUUCACAACUGUGCUCACUCUGAGGACGCAGGACUCCUCUGUGCACAUAAUGUUCGACUGGUUGGAGGCACAACUAUGUACGAGGGUAGAGUGGAAGUGUAUGCUAAUGGAGGCUGGGGUACUGUCUGUGAUGACUUCUGGGGUAUUGUGGAUGCCAAUGUUGUGUGCAAUCAACUUGGAUAUGGAAUAGCGACCAGUGCUUCAGGACAAGCUUUCUUUGGACAAGGAGUUGGAAAUAUUACCCUCGACAAUCUCCAGUGCACUGGCAAUGAGACUUCCCUCUUUGAUUGUCCCCACAAUGGAGUGAAUAUCCACAACUGUGCUCACUCUGAGGAUGCUGGAGCCGUCUGUACAACCCCAAUACAAUGCACUCAAGGAGACGUGAGACUGGUGGGAGGGACUAGUGAUCUAGAGGGUCGUGUGGAGGUGUGCAACAAUGGAGAGUGGGGUACUGUCUGUGAUGACUCCUGGGGCGUAGAAGAUGCGGCUGUAGUGUGCAGACAACUCGGAUAUGCUAGUGCAAGCAGUGCACCGUGCUGUGCUCAGUAUGGUCAAGGACUGGGAGACAUUGUACUGGAUGACCUCCAGUGUGUCGGGACAGAGUCGUCCAUCUUUGACUGCCCCCACAAUGGUAUCAAUUCACACAAUUGUGCCCACACUGAAGAUGCUGGAGCCGUGUGUAUUUUAUGUGUCCAAGGCGAUGUCCGUCUGGUGGGUGGUGCCACAGAGUUUGAAGGUCGUGUGGAGGUUUGUGUCGACAAUGCCUGGGGAACUGUCUGUGAUGACAGCUGGGACAUCACUGAUGGAAACAUAGUCUGCAGACAGCUAAGUUACGGAAUUGCCACCAGGGCUCCGAGGCUAGCUUUCUUUGGUCAAGGGACUGGAAAUAUUGUUCUUGAUGACCUGCAGUGUAUGGGUACAGAGUCCAGACUGAUUGACUGUCCUAACAGCGGCAUCAACGUUCAUAACUGUGUUCACGCUGAAGACGCUAGUGUCACAUGUGCAAGUGUGUGCCCACAAGGUGAUGUGAGACUGGUCGGUGGUACUGAUGAGUUUGAAGGUCGUGUGGAGAUCUGUAAUGACAACCAGUGGGGCACAGUCUGUGACGACCUCUGGGACAGUAAUGAUGCAAUGGUUGUGUGUAGACAGCUCGGAUAUACAGAGGGUACUGCUCUAUCACAAGCUUUCUUUGGACAAGGACUAGAUCCAAUUUGGCUGGACAAUGUUCAGUGUGUGGGCAAUGAACUGUACCUGAUUAAUUGCACCAACGAUGGUAUUGGCCUGCACAACUGUGGUCACACAGAAGACGCUGGUGUGAGAUGCGGGGGAGCUACAACACCUCCUCCUGUGUGCAGCCAAGGAGACAUUCGACUGGUGGGUGGAGCCGAUGAGAGGCAGGGACGCGUGGAAGUGUGCAACAGUAACACUUGGGGUACUGUUUGUGAUGAUGCAUUUGGAGCGGAAGACGCUAGAGUAGUCUGUAUGCAGCUGGGAUUUAACGGAGAUGGUGCCACUGCUCAGUGCUGUUCUGCCUAUGGGCAAGGAACUGGACAGAUUCUAUUGGACAACGUAGGCUGUCUUGGAACUGAGGUCUCCCUGUUUGACUGUCCCAACAAUGGAAUCGGUGUUCACAACUGCGUGCAUUUUGAGGAUGUCGGAGUUAGCUGUCCACGUCUAUGCAAUGAUGGUGAUUUGCGGCUAGUGAAUGGUGCAAAUGUCAGCAGAGAAGGUCGAGUGGAGAUUUGUAGCAAUGAAGUGUGGGGAACAGUUUGUGACGAUUUCUGGGAUGACACCGAUGCAUCGGUAGUCUGUUAUCAAUUGGGCUAUGGACGACAAGGUACUGCGUUUUCGUUUUCAUUCUUCGGCCAAGGUACUGGUCCCAUUCUGCUGGACAAUGUUGGCUGUACUGGCAGUGAGAACAGACUGAUUGAGUGCUCUCACAAUGGCGUGGGGCAACACAACUGUGUCCAUUUUGAAGAUGCUGGUGUGCAGUGUGGUGGCACUUGCACUGAUGGAUCUGUGCGACUGGUGGGCGGUUCCAAUGAGUACGAAGGUCGAGUGGAGCUCUGUUCAAGUGGCCUGUGGGGCACGGUCUGUGAUGACUUCUGGGGAGAUGCCGAUGCUUCUGUUGUGUGUGGGCAGCUGGGAUACACGCCUGUUGGUGCCAGAGGUAUUCAACAAGCUUUCUUCGGACAAGGAACAGGAGACAUUCUGCUUGAUGAUGUACAGUGUAUUGGAACUGAGGCUAGACUCACUGACUGUCCUGCCAUUACAACACAUAAUUGCAAUCAUUUUGAAGAUGCUAGUGCUGUCUGUUCCCCUGACGACCCUGCUGUCUGCUCAAGCUUGAUUCCACCAGCCAAUGGCUUCAUUACUUACUCCCCUGACAUCACUCCUCCAUUUAACUACCUCACCAUGGCAACAUACAGCUGUAACUCUGGCUACGCACUCUCCAAUGGGGACAAUGUAACCACUUGUAACAGCACUGGAGGGUGGAGUGGAACACCUCCAACGUGUCAAGCUGUCUCUUGUACUGAGCUGGGCUCCAUCAACAAUGGCAGCAUUGCUUACAGUCCUGACAUCGUUGCUCCGUUUGACUACGGAACUACUGCCACCUACUUUUGUAAUGAGGGACUAUACUUAGAGGGAGACCAAAGGAGAACCUGCCAGGGAGACGACUCCAGCCCUAUUGGCACUUGGAGUGGCAUGUCCCCAGUCUGUGCAGCUAUAAUGUGUCCCGCUCUGUUUCCCCCUGCCAAUGGGUACAUCUCUUAUACUGAGGAGUUCUCACCUUCAUUUGGUUUCAUGGAAAUGGCCGCCUACAGUUGCAAUGCUGGCUUUGGAUUGUCCAGUGGAAACCCUGUGAGAACCUGCUCUGGUGUUUCUGCCGGUAGCUCGGGAGAUUGGGACGGGAUCCCUCCAACUUGUGAAGCUGUCACCUGCCCUGCACUUUCUGCUAUCUCAAAUGGACAAAUUAUCUUCACAACUGACUCAUCCUCUCCUCAUAAUUUCGGUACUGUGGCCGCCUAUGUUUGUGACACUGGAUACGCUCUUCUUGGAGAUGAUGCUAGAAGCACUUGUGGAGGAGAUGGCUCCAGUCCUGGCGGAGUGUGGAGUGGAACACCCCCAAAUUGUGCAGCUUAUCUCUGUGACCCACUGGCCUCUGUUGCCAAUGGAGACAUAUCAUACAUUCCUGACACAACCAGCCCAUAUGCCUUUGGAACUAUUGCCCUGUACUCGUGUGGUACCGGGUACCUCCGUUCAGGAAGCCCUGUUCAAACCUGCCUCGGGCAAGGGUCAAAUACAACUGGUUUUUGGGAUAGUUCACCUCCUGCUUGCAUAGCUGUUCAAUGCUUGAGCCUCACCCCACCUUUGAAUGCUCUCAUCACUUACUCUUCUAAUCCACCUUACGAGUAUCUCACCACCGCCACCUACGAGUGCAACUCUGGUUUCGGACUGUUGGGCGGAGACAAGUUGAGGGCCUGCAUUGGUAGUGAUGAGUGGACUGGAGUAGCUCCUUCCUGUGCAGCAAUCACUUGUUCAACUCUCAAUGCUCCUGCUAACGGCCAGGUAUCCUAUUCCACCUUUACUUCCACUUACUUUGUUGGCACUGUGGCCAGCUAUUCUUGUGACACUGGCUAUGGACUGAAUGGUGGAGAUGUUAUGAGCACUUGCGAAGGAGAUGGCUCCAAUACUAAUGGAGUGUGGGAUGGAGUAGUUCCAACUUGUCAAUCAAUCACAUGUGCUGAGCUACCUGCCCCAGUCAAUGGAUUUGUAGCGUUCAACAUGGAUUUCCCCUAUGGCUUUGGCACUGUGGCUACUUACAGCUGCAACAUUGAUGGUGCCCUGAGCGGCGGAAAUACAGUAAGAAAUUGUAGCGGAGAUGGCACAAAUACUGUUGGAGUAUGGAGUGGAACAGCUUCAACUUGUCAGGCAAAUACCUGCUCAUCGCUUGAUUCCGUCACCAAUGGACUUAUAAUGUAUAGUCCGGGCAUGACCGAACCUUUUGAUAUUGGAACUACCGCCACUUACUCCUGCAACUCUGGAUUCACUCUCGGAGGAGUUUUAAACAGGACGUGUACAGCAGGUGGCGUUUGGAGUGGAGGAGACUCUGUGUGCACAGCUUCUGGCUGCCCAAAUGUGCUUCCUCCUACCAAUGGAAACAUUCGUGUGACCGGAGAUACAUCAACUCUGACUGUUACCUACUUCUGCAAUGAAGGCUACGGCCUUCUCGGUGGAGACACUGUUAGGACAUGUAGCAGUACUACUAACACUUACACUGGAACUGCUCCAACUUGUCAGGCUAUCACAUGCUCUUCUCUCUCUCUACCUGACAACGGAGCGAUUGUCUUCUCGCCUGCUACAUCCGAGCCUUAUCAGUUUGGGACCACUGCUACAUAUUCCUGCAACAAUAACUUUGGACUGAGCACAAACGAGAUACUGACUUGUGGAGGAGAUGGCUCCAGUCCAAAUGGAAUGUGGGUGGGAAUCGUUCCAACUUGUGUUGCCAUCACCUGUGUCUCUCUGGCUUUAAUUCCUAAUGGAAUGAUCACCUACGCUCCGGAUAUUAGCAGUCCGUACGACUUUGGAACCAAUGCCACCUACUCCUGUAAUGAUGGAUUUUUCCUUGAGGGAGAAGGAGUGAGGACGUGUGUUGGAGACGGCUCUAAUGUGAAUGGAGGCUGGAAUGGAAAUGUUCCACAGUGUACAGCCAUCAUGUGUCCAAGUUUGUUCCCUCCUCCAAACGGAGUGAUCACUUACUCUCCGGACAAUACUUUCCCAUAUGCUUAUCAGACCAUGGCAACAUACAGUUGUAUCCUUGGUUACGGUAUCUUUGGACAAACAACGAGAACGUGCGUUGAGUCAGCGCUCGGUGGAGGGGAAUGGAGUGAUGGAGCUGACCCUACAUGCCAAACUGUGACUUGUCCUGCUCUGCCAACGAUUAGUAACGGACAGAUCACUUACUCCAUGGACACAUCUGCACCCUACGAAUAUGGUACUGUGGCAACGUACGUGUGCGACACAAGCUAUGGAGUGAGCGGAGGAGAGGGUGUGCUGUUCUGCGGUGGAGAUGGCUCAGACACAGCUGGAUCCUGGGGUACCUCCAUACCCACUUGUGAAUCCAUCGUCUGCGCUGUCUUGAAUCCCCUAUUGAAUGGAAUGAUAACGUAUUUACCCACGGCAACCAACCCCCUCCCCUUUGGCAGUGCUGCUGAGUACGCCUGCAACGAUGGGUUCUAUCUGCAAGGCAACAACGUGAGGACUUGUGACGGCGAUGGAUCCAGUUCUGAUGGAGUAUGGAGUGACAUGAUACCAGUUUGUUCUGCAAUAUUGUGUCCGACACUUGUGCCACCGACCAAUGGAAUGAUCAGCUAUAACAUGGACAUGACCACUCCGUUUGAUUACCAAACCAUGGCAACGUACAGCUGUGCCUCUGGCUACACACUGAUUGGUGGUGAUAAUGUGAGGACUUGUGUUGGCUCCAGCGACAGUCGUGGAGAAUGGAGCGGAAUGUCCCCAAUUUGUGAAGUUACCACAUGUCCUGAGCUCAAUGUCGACAGUGGAGUCAUCGCCUACUCCGCUACUAUCUAUCUCCCCGGGACCACAGCAACCUACUCCUGUAGCACUGGCUUUGGGCCAAAUGGUGGCGAUGUGAUGAGAACAUGCGGAGGAAACAGAGUGUGGAGUGGAACACCUACUUCUUGUGACGUUAUUACUUGCUCUGCAUUGGGUAUUGCCAAUGGAAUGGUAACAUACAAUUCUGACCCAUUAACCUUCGGAACUAUUGCCACCUACUCCUGCAAUAAUGGUUACUUCCUAAGCGGAAUCACCACAAGGACGUGCAGUGGUGAUAGCUCUACAGUCACUGGCAGUUUCACUGGAGUUGAUCCUGUUUGCUCACUUGUGACAUGCCCUGCCCUACCCCCUGCUGUCAAUGGAGUCAUUGCCUACUCUACCGCCUCGUCUGCACCCUUUAUCCCGAAUACCAUGGCAAUAUACUCGUGCAACACUGGGUACGGACGCAACAGUGAUGAUGUCAUGAGAAUAUGUGGCAGUGAUGGAGUAUGGAGUGGAGCACCUCUAUCCUGUGGCCUUAUUACGUGUCUUGCUGUGACUAUUGCAAAUGGAUUCGUGAGUUACAGUCCUGACACAACUAGUCCAUUCAACUACGCAACUACUGCCACCUACACUUGCAAUGAUGGAUUCUUCCUGAGUGUUGAUGCAGCGAGAGUAUGCAUUGGAGAUGGCUCUUCCGUCACUGGGUCCUUCUCUGGAUCUGAUCCUGUCUGUACACCUUCCACCUGUACAAGCCUCACUCCUCCGACCAAUGGCAUCAUUUCCUACUCCCCGGACAACACUCCCCCAUUCGACUAUCAAACCACAGCCACCUACAGCUGUAACCCUGGUUAUGGCUUGUCUGGUGGAGAUUCUGUGAGGACUUGCACCUCAUCCAGUGUGGGGGCGGGAGAAUGGACUGAAACUGCUCCCAUCUGCAGAACUCCCGGACCACCCAUGAACCUUAACUACCAACUUGAUGAUGCCAGCUGCCGAACAAUCACCAUUACUUGGAGCCCACCAUUGCAAAUGGACCAAACUGGGACAAUCACAAUGUACCAGGUUGUUGUCACACAGCAUUCGACAAGGGAGCAAAUCACUCAGACAACAACAAAUGAUGGAACAAAUUCUAUUGUUUUCAACAACAAUCUGGAAUGUUGUCGAGACUACGACUUCACAGUGGCUGCCAGUAUUGGUAGUAGCAACGUUUUUGGAGAAGUUCAGACGCUCAGCCCAGGGUUCAGUACCCGACCUGAUCUCACAAAUCUUGCCACUGUAACUGUCAAUGUUGUGAGCGACACAACUCUGCGAGUAAGCUGGGUAGAGCCCUCAUCUCUCACCCACCUGCCCUCGGAUACUUACACUGUUACUGUGACACCAAACUGCAAAAAUGAUCAAACCGGACCAGUUGCACCUGCCCCUCAAACUGUAGCCUAUAAUGCUGGUCCUGUCACUGUCAACAGUCUUGAGCCUCAAGUGUCAUACAUUGUGCAAGUAGAUGCUAUAGUGUGUGCAGCUCCUGUGUUUGUCUACAACAUUACCCAAUCCACCACUCCAGGAGUUGGAAUUGGAAUUCCAAUCAUCACUUCUUCUGAGAAACGCGUUGAUGAUCCAUCAAGGGCCACUGUGACCUGGUCAGGAUCCAAUAAUGUGGCUGACAUAUUCGUCUACACCGGAGAAGACACCAUUACCGAUAAAAACCCUGCAAGAGUUGUUCCUGUGUCUGCUGGCCAAUCAACCGUUGAUAUCGAUGGACUAGAGAUUUGCACAGUCUACCAAAUAGUGGCCAGAGCCGCCACAUGUGCUGAGGAGGCGUCUAGUGACCCACACACCAUCGACCUAGUUGAUGUCACUAUCUUUGACUUCAUUGUAGACCUAAAUGGCGCUAGCACCUGCAACGAUUAUAUAGACAAGGACACCGGCGAAACUGUUACAAAUAUUGAACGCUCUAUGCAAGAGGCCCUUCUCUCCACCGACUGUGGAUCCUUUAGUGUGAGCUGUUUUGCAAGCAGUGCUCUGGAAUGCUCCCGGGACAACCCCACUGUUGUCUACUUCAGCUCAAGUCUUGUUGGCCAUGGGCCUGGUAGGAGUAGCACCAACCAAGCAAAGUGCCUAGAUAGCUGGCUGAAUAAAAAUCCUCAAGUCAAUCUUGGAGCAGUAAUUGCUGGUUUGUCUCCUGUGACCCCAGCUACUACUGAUAGUAGCUUCCCUCCUUGGGCCAUUGCCAUUGUUGUGGUCCUAUUGGGCUUAUUUCUACUGAUUGUGAUCAUCGUAGCAGCUGUAAUCUUUUAUCGUUUCACACGCUCCAGAAAGUUUGACUUAAUGAGUAACUCGACUUCGAUAAACUAUAACCCUGAAGAUGAUGCAAUUGGAAUUGUGCAGAACCCUCUCUUCUUGGAAACAGACCCACCAGUGGAUUCGCCGGCAGCCAAGACUAAAGCGUCGGAGGCUCUUGGUGAGGAAAUGAAGGAGGAUUUAGCUGUAGCUGUCAACCUUCCAGAUGACAUUUAACUUAAACUUUUAUUUAUUUAACUUAGACUUUUUUAUUCCACUUAUCUUGCACAGGACAAGGUAGAUAGAUAUUUCUAGCUACGUACUAUAGUCAAAGGAAUUAUGAUUUUACAUGUAGCCUGUAAUGUAAUUGUGAUAAGUAAUGUUGUGACAAAGGCUG
Messenger RNA from Halichondria panicea, 12580 nucleotides. RefSeq lists its product as uncharacterized. The transcript is spliced from 69 exons. Bases 7 to 12420 code for a protein of 4137 amino acids. The record is from RefSeq and is a predicted model, not a curated record. Gene Ontology annotation, cellular component: membrane. Gene Ontology annotation, molecular function: protein binding. Lineage: Eukaryota; Metazoa; Porifera; Demospongiae; Suberitida; Halichondriidae.